AAACUGCAUCAGGCUUUAAAGAACUUAGGGAAAUCGAAUUUGGAAUCAUUCAUAUUGAAAAUCACAUCAGUCAUUGGCUCAAAAUUGGCUCGAGAAAAGGUUGGUCACACAUUGAUGUGAGACAAGCAUUCAAAUAUUUGGGCAACCAGAAUUUGAUGACGCUAGAUCUGUGACUGAUAAUCUUUACUCCAUACAUAACGAGGAUUGAAACUGAAAACAGACACUGUUGAAAAUAAAUGGCAAAUAUCACGGUAGCCAAUUCAUCGCUGGAAGACCUGGACUACAAGCCCUAUCUCACCACACUAUACGUGUCAGCUUUCCUUCUCUCACUCUUCUCCCCUAUCACAGUGGUUAGCAAUACUCUCCUCUUGAUGGCAAUCUACAGAGAUCCUUUUAAAUCCUUUCGGACACCAGUCACUUACUUUAUUAUAAGUUUGGCACUUGUUGACCUCGUGACAGGUCUGAUUGUUGAGCCUCUCUUCGCCGUCUACUACUUCGCUUGCCAUUUCUAUCAAACGUUCCGUCCAGGCAAGCAAUUUGAAUACCUGUUCACUACAAGCGCGUUCCUGUCCGUUAUAAUGCUAAGCUCUUCGUUUUUUCUGGUCCUGGCUUUAACUACAACCCAAUACAUUGCCAUCACCUACCCUCAUAGAUACAAGGUGCUAUUCACCAAGAGGCGGGUUCUUGUUGCAGUGUGUUGUCAUUUUGUCUAUUUCGCCAUCUUCAGCUCCUUGCAGUAUACGAAAAUCCCAACAGAUACCUAUUUGAGGAUAAAUCUUCACCUUCACCCAACUGUUGUUGGCGUCCUACUGACUGUGGCGCACAUUUUCCUGUACAAAUCAUUCCGAAGGUUUUCCCAAAGGUCUAAGGCGUUCCGCGAGCGAAGUUCUUUGAGUCGAUCCAUGCAUCAGUGCUCAGAAGGGGCACAAGGCAGUAAGAACGAAGCAAAACAUCAGAAGCAACUAACGGUUGUGGCGCUCAUGUUAUCUGCCCUGCUACUUUUGUGUUCCUUUCCACACAUCGUCUCAUUUUAUAUUUACCUCUAUACCAAGCCUAUGUCGUGGGACUUUCUGCUCAAGAUCAGCAUUGCUCUUCGUGUGAGCGACGUGAUCAUGUUCUUUAAGGUUGCCCUAGAUGCUUAUAUUUACGCAUGGAGACAUCCCAAAUACAGGAAAGCAGUAAAAGAUGCAUUACUAUGUUAUAGAAGCCGAGAAGCUGUCACAAGAGACAGAGAGACAGAGCAUGAGAUGAUCGCUACCGGAUAUUGAAUAUUUGUUGUGAUGGCCAAUUCUCUUGUUUGUCCUGGUUGAGUUGUUAAGGAAAGAUAAGACAGUUUUGUCAAGGAUGGAAAGAAACUGGCUUGCCAGUUGACCCGGUGGGACGUCUAAUGUUACUUCCUAUUUUCCAUAACAACGAUCUGUAUAUUGGAAUUUGUAUCCUUGGCUCUGACUGAUGACUUCCGCUCAGGUUGUCGAAACGUCAGUCACCACUACCGACAACAGUCCUUCUCAGGACUACACUCACCCGGACGAUCAAACUACACUAUUACAUGCUACCCCCGGGUUCAAACCAUUUACCGGAAUUUGUUUAGGUAAUCAAAUGAUUUCUCGUGCAAUUUUGACAUUGUGUGCUCGGUCAAAACAACCGUGUACCAUCAAAACAAUAAUAUACAAUGAUAUCUUCACCUCUUUAAGGCGCAAAAAAAGUUCAAAGUCCGCCUAAACAGUUCAAGGAAUUGUUGAGUCUGUGUCCGAAUCAGUUUCGAUGAAAUGAAAUCGUCGUUCUCGAUGUUUAACCAUGUUUGUUUUUAAUUUCGGCGUUGGAUCGCUCGAGCGAAGUGUUAAGCUGGAUCGAUGCGCAAUUUUCGAUUUCCUUGGCAAUUCCCUUCCCUAAACACCACUCUCUCCAAACCGACAACCAAAAAGCAGUACCUUUUACAAUGUUUUCGUUGUUUGAGCUUUU
This is a messenger RNA of Pocillopora damicornis (cauliflower coral), 1962 nucleotides long. RefSeq lists its product as uncharacterized. Gene Ontology annotation, cellular component: plasma membrane. The record is from RefSeq and is a predicted model, not a curated record. Gene Ontology annotation, biological process: G protein-coupled receptor signaling pathway. Gene Ontology annotation, molecular function: G protein-coupled receptor activity. NCBI's taxonomy places the organism in Eukaryota, Metazoa, Cnidaria, Anthozoa, Scleractinia, Pocilloporidae.